GCUUAGUUAGUAGUAGCAUCGUCGUUAAUGAAGUAUGGAGAUUUUGGGAUUUCAAACUUCAGGUUUCGUUAGCGAUUUUAAGCUUCACUGUUUGGUUUGCUGAAACAAGUAUAUUGGUUCGGUUUAGCUUCGCUGAAACAGAUAUAUCGCUUGGUAUCUUUGUUGGGGCCUUCAUCGCUUCUUCGUUAGAACAACUAGUAGGUCGCUUUGGUUCGAAACUUUCUCUGAUAGAUUGCAGAAGUUUUUGUCGUCGCUUCGAUGUUACUCUUGUUGUUUAUUUUACCACUUUGGUGCCUUUAUUGAGACCUCUGUUG
Dentiscutata erythropus is the source of this 314-nucleotide messenger RNA. The record is from the annotation of a GenBank genome assembly. Lineage: Eukaryota; Fungi; Glomeromycota; Glomeromycetes; Diversisporales; Gigasporaceae.